CGGAAGAACUACUCUGCUUUCACAAUAAGAAGCGCCACUUCAUUCCUUCAAUUUAUGGUUUUGGCGCCAAACAUCUCCCAUUAAUCCAUCUUCCAAAUUCAUCAUUUCAAUCUCAUUCCACCCAAAGCCAUAACCCUAACAAACCAUCCAAACACAACACAACCCAACCCAACCCGAACCUUCUUUUUCUCGAUUCCUAGUCUCAUCAAACAACAACAACAAAGAAGAAGAUAAUGUUUUAUUCUCAAACAUUUUUGGCGCGAAAAGGACCGCUCUCCACAGUGUGGAUCGCCGCUCACCUCCAAAACAGGCUCAAGAAAUCCCACUGCACCGCCACCCACAUCCCCUCCACCGUUCAACACAUCAUGGAUCCUGGGGUUCCCAUUGCGCUGCGUAUGUCUGGGCACCUUCUGCUUGGUGUCGUUCGCAUAUACAAGAUGAAAGUUGAUUACCUUUUGGACGACAGCAAUGCCGUUGUGAUGGCUCUAAUUAAAGCGUUAGAUUCAAUUAAAUUUGCUGCACCAGAGGAUGCGAGGCAAGCGUCGUUUCAAGCUAUCACUCUGCCAGAAACGUUCAACCUUGACGCCGUUAACCUGGGCGAAGAAAUAGAUAAAGACAGAUUUGAGGACGUUCACAUGAGGAGUUUCGAAGAUAUCACUCUUACAGAUCAACCUGUUAUAAUGGAUCAAUAUUUGGCUAUAUCUCUUGAUGAGGAUAUAAUGAUGGAUUCCUCACACACAGAAGUAUUGCCAGAUUCUGGGGCUGGACCAAUGGAGGAGGACACUAUCCCCCAAUCUGCAUCGAUGAAUUUUGUUGUUGGUGUUGAAGAUCAUGUUCCAAGUACCCAGAGAGAAUCGCCCACCAUCCAGCAUACUGCUGGUGACAUAAGUGGCUUGGGUCCUGGCGACAACAGUCCUGCACAAGUUACCCAAGCCAACCCAAUUGAAUUUCUUCGUGAUCCCAACAAUGAUCAUAUUCCAGAAACCCCCCCAGUAUUUCCUAAUCUUGAGGAUAAUGAUGUUAUCCCAAAUAGAAAUCACGAACAAACUACGACCGGAAAGGAUCCUGUUCCUGAAAUGAUUGGUGAUUUGGAUCCUCAAGUGGUGUCUGCACCAUCUCAGCAACAUUUUGGACCACCAACUCCAGUUACUUCUCAAGGUGGCAUCUCAGGUGCACAAGUUGGUGGAGAGAAUAUUUCUCCCAAUUUUAUGCUUCGUGAAAGUCCACCAGUACAGCAACCACAACGGAGGGGAAGGAAGAGAAAACAAUUCUUCGAUGAACCAAUAGUGUUAUCAAAUAGAGUCAUGAGGGGAGCACUUAAUAAUCCUCGUGAUAUACUGCGGAAAAGAAGGGAAGUUCCUUCCUCUAAUUUGGGUACUUGGAAAUUGAACAACAGUCGAAGGAAGGAACACAUUUUUGAUCAGCCCUUGUUAACUGGUCUUUGUAAGGAUCUUUUAGACAUAUCCAAUAGUGAAUAUGUACAUUCAAGACCAAAUUUGGCCAUCUCCGAGGAAGAUCAUGUGGAUGCUAGGAUUACUAAACCUCUUUCUCCAACUAACCAAUCCCCCGAAGAGCCAAUAGUUGCUACACCUCCUGUUACUACCUCUGAUAUGGAAAUUGAACGCCUUCGUAAUGUUGCUGUCUCUUCCCCUCCUGCUGUCCCAGUACCUGAUGUGGUUGAAGGUGAUUAUAGGAGCCCUGAUAGAAGAAAUGACUUUACUAUGGCUUCACCUCAUAAAUUAGGGUCCAUAUCAGUUGCUUCUUUGAGAACAAAUAUUGAAGCUGAGACAAUGCAGACGCCAGAUUUAGCAGCAUCACCUGAUGCUCAUGAAUUGGAGACAAUGCACACUCUCGAUUCAGAUAGCCAUCUUGUAAUCAAUUCUCCUGAAACAAAUGAGCUUUGGUUUCUGGAAGUGGACAGCACAACGCCAGCCAGUUCACCAUGUGGUACAAGUGGAAGUAUUGACAUAUUGUCUGGAAGGACUGGGCAAGUAGCUCAAUGUUUGAAAAGGCUUUCUCCAAUCACCCCAAUUUUGGAAGACCCUGUUGGAGAUCUCAGCUUGAACAAGAUCUUGGAAGGGAAAACUAGAAAGGUCUCUGCUCGAAUGUUCUUUGAAAUAUUGGUUUUAAAGACUCAUGGACUUGUUGAUGUACAACAAGAAGAACCUUAUGGUGAUAUCAACUUGAAGUUGACUUCUACACUUUUAAAUGCUCAAAGUUGAUAUUUUAAGUUGUUAUUAAUCUUUUGCGGGCCCUUGUGUAUAUAGUUGGAUUCUUGCUAAGAACGGAAAUGCAAUUGGGUGGGUAGAGACGGGCACAUUACGACCAGCUUGAAGAGAUGAUUUUUGUCACUCUUAUUUUGCACAUAUCUGCAUCCUGUUUAAUUUAUAUUUAACUAUAAUGAUUGACUUCAUUUUUUUUAUUCAAUCUAUUUAUAGUUGGCUAAAAAGGAACAUGAUUUAGGAUUAAAUUUAUUUUUCCAGCUUGUAGUUUGGUCUAACUUUUUUGUCAACUGAUUAGCAAAUGCAGCAUAAAAAAAUUAUGCGUUCAGGCGUUUUCCAAAAAUGAGGAUUUAUUUGACAUGUAAAAGGCGAUCUCUCAGCCCAUUCAUCAAAAGAAAGUGUUCUAAUUUAGGAUUUGGGAAACGUUUUUUUUUAACAAAUAGAUGUCAAAUCAUUAUCCCUUUAAUAUUUAGUUGUAUUUUUGAGAUUUAUGCAUACACAAGAUAUAAGAUAAGAUCAGGAUAAUGAAUAUAGGCACAUCAUAUCAAUUUUUACUGUUCAAUUAACAAAAUUACAAUUAACAUUAGUAAGACAACCAUCGACCCAACUUCCUAUAUGUUCAACAAUAUUCAAGGAUUGCUAAUGUCAUAAUUCAACCCGACAAAGGAGAGAAUUCCCUAUUCCAACGAAAAUGUCUUGCAGAUGGACAAGCUAACAAGCACGACCAAGAGUCAAAAUAUAAAAGCACGUUUAUAAUGGUAGAUUUAUUUAUUUUUUCAUUUUGCCCAAAAUCAAUACCAAAAUCAAGGGCUCAGGAUAUUGCACACCUAAUUGUAUCUAAAUAUAACGAUGCCCUCACCUCACCAUAAUGGUGAAGCCAGCCACUGCUUAAGAGAAGUCACAAUUCUAUCAUGGUGAGAGGAGUGACUGGUUAAAUGCAGCAACUUGCUUGAUUUUAAAAGCCUUCUGUAAAUAUGGCUCUGGCUCACUACUAGGCAGUAUGAAGGUAUAAAUUCCCACUCAAAAUUCAGUUAGGAAAUUUAUUUUGGUCUGCAAAAACACCACAUGCCACAAGGUGUAGUUUUAAUUGAUGACUAUAUAGUAUUUUCCAAACCAAUAAAAAACAAAUUCCAAGUAGAAAUAUAGAACGUGUAGGAAUUAUUUUACACACCAAGCCGAUCGUUAU
Molecule: messenger RNA, 3408 nt
Organism: Abrus precatorius (Indian licorice)
Lineage: Eukaryota; Viridiplantae; Streptophyta; Magnoliopsida; Fabales; Fabaceae
Product: sister chromatid cohesion 1 protein 3
Exons: 14
Coding region: 234-2222 (662 amino acids)
Biological process (GO): replication-born double-strand break repair via sister chromatid exchange; synaptonemal complex assembly; mitotic sister chromatid cohesion
Cellular component (GO): synaptonemal complex; cohesin complex
Molecular function (GO): chromatin binding; protein binding
Source: RefSeq, a predicted model, not a curated record